AUGGCGGCGACUAUGCGCCCGGUACCGCCGCGGACGAAGCGGGCGCGAGGCAGCGGGUCGCAGUCUCCCGUGGCGGGACCCAUGCCCGUGCCGUAUUCUGCUACCGCUGCUGCUGUUACUGCUGCUGUCGCUACUGCGAUGGGGCCUGCUGCGGUGGCGCCUGGCGGUGCUCUAGGGGCGUUGGGUAACUCGAGUUUUUUGCCAUCCAGUGGGGUGUCGACACCUGUCAUGGCUCAGUCGCCUGCGCGAGGGCCAGUGGCGUCUGUGGUGGUGCCCAUUCCCCAUGCGCAGGUACCGGCUCAGGUGCCUAGCCAGGUGUCUGUUCAAAUGCCCAGCCAGGGGCACGUCCAGCCGCUCUCGCAGCAGCAGCAGCAGCAGCAGCAGCCGUCGCAGCAGCAGCAGCAGCCUCAAAUAGCAGGAGCGGUGCCGCUACUAGGUGCCCAGACGGGUAUGCAAGCUCAUGGCCAAGGCCAAGCUCAAACCCAGUCGCAGCAAUUGCUGCUGGUUCCGUCUCAGUACCAGCAGCAGGCGGGGCUGCAACCAACUCAGGCUCCCGUGCAACAGCAGCAACAGCAGCAGCAACAACAGCAGCAGCAGCAGCAGCAGCAGCAGCAGCAGCAGCAGCAGCAGCAGCAGCAGCAGCAGCAGCAGCAGCAGCAGCAGCAGCAGCAGCAGCAGCAGCAGCAGCAGCAGCAGCAGCAGCAGCAGCAGCAGCAGCAGCAUCAGUUCGCUCUCAACAGAGGCGGUGGCUCAGACCCUCCUGCGUGCUGCUCAGCACCUGACUCAACCUCGCCUUACCUCUCCGAGCCCCUCUCCCUGACACCAGCACUCCCAGCAGAGGUGGUGGCACAGACCCUCCUCAGGAGCGUGCGGGUGACAGGAAUCGUGGACGGGCGCUUUGAGUUUGGCUCCCACGCCUGUGUCAAGAUCGGCAGUCACAUGCGCAUCAUAAUGCAAUCUCACUCAACCCCGUUUCAACCCUCCCCACUCCUCUCCCUCAUACCAGCACUCCCAGCAGAGGUGGUGGCACAGACCCUCCUCAGGAGCGUGCGGGUGACGGGCAUUGUGGACGGGCACUUUCACUCAACCCCUCCUCACCCCUCUCAACCCCUCUGCCCCACACCAGCACUCCCAGCAGAAGUGGUGGCUCAGACGCUCCUCAGGAGCGUGAGAGUGACGGGAAUCGUGGACGGGCACUUUGAGUUUGGCUACCACGCCUGUGUCAAGAUCGGCAGUCACAUGCGCAUCAUAAUGCAAUCUCACUCAACCCCGUUUCAACCCUCCCCACUCCUCUCCCUCACACCAGCACUCCCAGCAGAGGUGGUGGCGCAGACCCUCCUCAGGAGCGUGCGGGUGACGGGCAUUGUGGACGGGCACUUUGAGUUUGGCUACCACGCCUGUGUCAAGAUCGGCGGGCACAUCUUUAAAGGGGUGCUCUAUAACGCGGGCAUUGACCCCAACCCGUCCCAGCCCCUGCCUGGUUGCUCUGGAUCGAUGGCUACUGGGGGACUGCUACUCGGCACAGUAGCUCCUUCCACUCCCCAACGUGCUGCCGCCCCAACCCCCUCCCUCGCCACGCCUCUCUCCAUCCCCCCCGUGUCAGCAUCAGCCGCCGCCGCAGCAGCAGCUGCUACUUCCGGCAGUCUUCCUCUUUCUGCUGCUGCCUCUCCUUCCUUAGUCGCUAAAACAGGCUCGCCGUUACAAGUCCCCAGGCUAGGCUCGGCCUUACUAGUCCCGAGGUUCAGAGUACCUGUGGCAGCAGCGGCAGCAUCACUGCAGGGCGAAUUCGCGGAGGUGGACAGGAUGGUGGCGGUGAACCUGAAGCGGGUUCUCGAUGCCUUCGCCUCUGCACGCGUGGGACGACAUCAUUUCAGUGGCACCACAGGGUACGGUCACGGGGACGCAGGAGGCAGAGAGGCGCUUGAUUCGACCUUUGCUCGGAUCGUUGGGGCCGAGGCAGCGUGUGUGCGCGCACAGCUGCUGUCAGUGGCAGGGGCGCCAUAUGAUACGAUGGAGGAGGUGAUUGGGCUCAGAGGCACGCCGGGGCACGGGUCGUUGAGGGAGUUUGGGGUGUCGUACCGACAAAUUGAGUUGACAGCAGAGGGCGGGCUGGACUGGGAUGCUCUAAGCACACCAGGGGCGGUGGCAGAGCGCACGCGCUGUGUGCUGGUGCAGCGCUCGUGUGGGUACUCGCUAAGAGAGACACUUACAGUGGAGCAGAUCGGGCAGAUUGUGGAAGUAGUGAAGGCUCAGAACCCAUCGUGCGUUGUUGUGGUGGACAACUGCUAUGGGGAGUUCAUUGAAGAGAGAGAGCCGACCCACGUGGGCGCAGACCUUAUAGCGGGGAGUCUUAUAAAGAAUCCAGGAGGGACGAUUGCCCCCAGUGGGGGGUACGUGGCUGGGAGGACGGAUCUGGUGGAGGCUGCUGCUGCUAGACUGGCUGCUCCUGGCAUCAAUGACAGGCGAGGCCAUCAAGGUGAGGGGAGGGGGGCACGAGGAAGGUGGGUGCACGAAGGCAUGAAGGGCAGUCUACUCGUGGCAGAGGUGAUGGCGAAUGAAGGGUUUGCCGUUCACCCCCAGCCCCGGGCACGGCGGAAAGACAUCAUCCAGGCCGUCAUUCUCUCCUCAUCCGCGCGCCUCGUUGCCUUCUGCCAAGCCGUUCAGCGGCGGUGCCCCGUUGGAGCUUACAUCAAGCCAACAGCAGGAGUCACAGCGGGAUACGAGUCUGAGGUGGUGUUUGCCGAUGGAACCUUCAUUGAUGGCAGCACCAUCGAGCUCUCCUGCGAUGGCCCCCUCCGUCUUCCAUUCGCUGUCUUCUGCCAGUUCGGAGUCAUGUGGGGUUUCUACAGUGGUGUCACUGAUCCCAGAGAAUUCUCUCCCCUCUUCCGCGUCGCUCAUGUGACUGGCUCGGCAAUUGGGGAUGGUGUGAAAUUUGGUGCACUGGCUGCUCUCUUCUCGGGAACCAGAUGUGCCUCUCAGCACGUGAGGGGUCAAGAUGACUGGGUUAAUUCAAGUGUAGCUGGUGCGAUAUCAGGCACUGUAGUGGCCGCUACAGUGGGCCAACGAGGAUGGACUCUCCUACAAGCGGCUGCACUUGCAGCUAUAGUAGCAGGAGCAGCAGAUAGUUCAGAAAAGAUGGCUCUCUCCCUCAAGCAGGCUCUGACCGUCAGCAGCUCCGAGUUCUGCGGCAAGGCUAUCCGCCAGGCCGCUGCUCCCCAGGCUGCCAAGAAUGUCUCCUUCACCGUCCGCGCCGGCGGAUACGAGGAGGAGCUCGUGAAGACCGCUAAACACAUUGCCUCCCCCGGCAAGGGUAUCCUCGCCAUGGACGAGUCCAAUGCCACCUGCGGUCUUCGUCUCGCCUCCAUCGGCCUUGAGAACACCGAGGCUAACCGCCAGGCGUACCGCACCCUGCUCGUCGCCACCCCCGGCAUCGGCGAGUACGUGGCCGGUGCCAUCCUCUUCGAGGAGACCCUCUACCAGAACACCGUUGACGGCCAGAAGAUGGUCGAUGUCCUCUCCAACGCUGGCGUUCUUCCCGGCAUCAAGGUCGACAAGGGUCUUGUGCCCCUCGCCGGCUCCAACGACGAGUCUUGGUGCCAGGGUCUUGACGGCCUCGCCUCCAGGACCGCUGCCUACUACAAGCAGGGUGCUCGCUUCGCCAAGUGGAGGUCCGUCGUCUCCAUCCCCAACGGUCCCUCUGAGCUCGCCGUGCAGGAGUGCUCGUGGGGUCUGGCUCGCUACGCCGCUAUCUCCCAGGACAGCGGCCUCGUCCCCAUCGUCGAGCCCGAGAUCCUCCUCGACGGCGCUCACGGCAUUGACAGGACCCUGGAGGUUGCCUCCAAGGUGUGGGCCAAGACCUUCUACUACCUGGCUGAGAACAACGUCAUGUUCGAGGGUAUCCUCCUGAAGCCUUCCAUGGUCACCCCCGGCGCGGAGUGCCCCACCAGGGCCACCCCCGAGCAGGUCGCUGAGUACACCCUGAACAUGCUCAAGAGGCGCGUGCCCCCUGCCGUCCCCGGCAUCAUGUUCCUGUCCGGCGGCCAGUCCGAGGUGGAGGCCACCCUCAACCUGAACGCCAUGAACCAGUCCCCGAACCCGUGGCACGUGUCGUUCUCGUACGCCCGCGCUCUCCAGAACACGGUGCUGAAGACAUGGAAGGGCCAGCCCGAGAACAUCGAGGCUGCUCAGACCGCUCUGCUCAUCCGCGCGAAGGCCAACUCCUUGGCCCAGCUCGGCAAGUACUCCGCUGAGGGUGAGGCUGAGGAGGCCAAGCAGGGCAUGUUCGUGGCUGGCUACUCCUACUAA
Messenger RNA from Closterium sp. Naga37s-1, 4305 nucleotides. Lineage: Eukaryota; Viridiplantae; Streptophyta; Zygnematophyceae; Desmidiales; Closteriaceae. The record is from the annotation of a GenBank genome assembly.